CCGUGGUAGGUUUUAGCCCCGGAGCCCUCUGUGGGUGGCCGCAUGCUUUGGGAGGCCCUCCUGCUUACUCCCUGUGUCCGUUUCUCCUGGCCAGAGCCUGGCUACCCAGUGGCCCCGCUGCUCCCAUGGAUCCGCUGAACCUGUCCUGGUACGAUGACGAUCUGGAGAGCCGGAACUGGAGCCGGCCCUUCAACGGGUCCGAAGGGAAAGCCGACAGGCCCCACUACAACUACUACGCCAUGCUGCUUACCCUCCUCAUCUUCGUCAUCGUCUUCGGCAACGUGCUGGUGUGCAUGGCCGUGUCCCGCGAGAAGGCGCUGCAGACCACCACCAACUACCUGAUCGUCAGCCUCGCUGUGGCCGACCUCCUGGUGGCCACGCUCGUCAUGCCCUGGGUGGUCUACCUGGAGGUGGUGGGCGAGUGGAAAUUCAGCAGGAUUCACUGUGACAUCUUUGUCACUCUGGAUGUCAUGAUGUGCACAGCAAGCAUCCUGAACCUGUGUGCCAUCAGCAUCGACAGGUACACAGCCGUGGCCAUGCCCAUGCUCUACAACACGCGCUACAGCUCCAAGCGCCGAGUCACCGUCAUGAUCUCCAUCGUCUGGGUCCUGUCCUUCACCAUCUCCUGCCCUCUGCUCUUCGGACUCAACAACACAGACCAGAACGAAUGCAUCAUCGCCAACCCCGCCUUCGUGGUCUACUCCUCCAUCGUCUCCUUCUACGUGCCCUUCCUCGUUACCCUGCUGGUCUACAUCAAGAUCUACAUCGUCCUCCGCAGGCGGCGCAAGCGGGUCAACACUAAGCGCAGCAGCCGGGCUUUCAGGGCCAACCUGAAGGCCCCGCUCAAGGGCAACUGCACUCACCCUGAGGACAUGAAACUCUGCACCGUUAUCAUGAAGUCUAAUGGGAGUUUCCCUGUGAACAGGCGGAGAGUGGAGGCUGCCCGCCGAGCCCAGGAGCUGGAAAUGGAGAUGCCCUCCAGCACCAGCCCGCCCGAGAGGACCCGGUACAGCCCCAUCGCGCCCAGCCACCACCAGCUGACCCUCCCCAACGCAUCCCACCACGGCCUCCACAGCACACCUGACAGCCCUGCCAAACCACAGAAGAACGGACAUGCCAAAGACCACCCCAAGAUUGCCAAGAUCUUUGAGAUCCAGUCCAUGCCCAAUGGCAAAACCCGGACCUCUCUCAAGACCAUGAGCCGCAGGAAGCUCUCCCAGCAGAAGGAGAAGAAAGCCACCCAGAUGCUCGCCAUUGUUCUCGGCGUGUUCAUCAUCUGCUGGCUGCCCUUCUUCAUCACCCACAUCCUGAACAUACACUGUGAUUGCAACAUCCCGCCCGUCCUGUACAGCGCCUUCACGUGGCUGGGCUAUGUCAACAGCGCCGUGAACCCCAUCAUCUACACCACCUUCAACAUUGAGUUCCGCAAGGCCUUCCUGAAGAUCCUACACUGCUGACCCUGCUGCCCACCUGCACAGCAGCCUGCUUCCCAACUCCCCGCCCAGCGGCCCUGCCUCGGGCCCUGGGAGCCGUGGGCCGGGUGGCGCAGGGCAGACUCGGCCUUCUCCUCGCCCGCAGGCCCCGCGGUGUUAGCUUGGCUCCACGGCCCUCACUGACCGCACACCCUCGCUCUGCCAGGGCAGUGCUAGAGAGCCAGGCACGGUGCCAGCCCUCGGGCCGGACCCCUGGCUCAGAGGCAGCUCACGGAGCCCCCUCCCACUUCCAGACGCCCUCUCCUUGGCACCAAAGACACAGCCGCCUUCUCUGACCUUUCUCUGGGGCUCUGGGGUUGCUGGGCCAGUGUCAAAGCUCGGAGGCCAUGCUGGCCUGGUCUUCACAGGCCUGCGCUGGAGCGGGCAGUGGGGAGCGAUGGACAGUACACACCCCUCAAGGCCCACACCAGGGAAGCCAGAGCUCUUGCCAAGGCCCCAGGCAACUUCAGGCCAGGGAGACCCAUGUACAUACCAGGUCUGGAUGGACCCCAGAGAAGCCCAAGCCAAAACUUCACCUCUUCUCCCACCUGAGCCUGGCAGGAGCUGCUACUUCCAUCCACAGCAGUGGGUCCCGACCUCACCCAGCUCCCCGUGAGGUUUCCAUACUCCAAGAGCCCAGGAGGGUCUGCGGGGAGAGGACCACCCCUACCCCAAGCCCACUCUGCUGCCCCCCUGACGGACGUGGGUGCCUCUCUGUAGCAAAUGUUGGGCCAACCUGGGAGAGCUGGCAGGGAAGGCGGGCACGUGACACGUCUGGGGCUUGGGUUGGGGGUGUCUGAGGUCCUUUGGGAGACUGCCCCUGACACCCUCUGCCGCAAACCACGUCCUUUUCUCUUCCUUUCGCCUCUCCGCUCUCCAGUCCUCUUGGCCCCUUUUCUUUCCACUGCCUCCGCCUUAGAGGAGCCCAUGGCUAAGCGGCUGCUGAAUACCGUUCGGCCUGCCCUGGCCCUGCCAGAGGGAGGAGGGGAAGCUGCACCUUGGGGGAGCCCCCAGGCCCCAAACUCUGUAACAUCACUACACAUGCUCCAAACUAAUAAAACUUUGACAAGAGUCACAUCCAGGGCCCCUCAAGCGGAGGGUGCAGUGUCACCUCCAAUCUCUGCAUCCGGUGUGGCCAAAGCUCCGUGUCUGUGCUGGGGGUCAGAGUUGGAGAGGCCUUCUGCAGACCCUCCAGAGAAGGUGGCCCUGGCCACCAUCAGAGGGUACAGGACUUUGGGGGAAAGGAGGAGAGGAGCUGCCCCAGGAGGGCCAAGGAGAAGACGUGUGUGCCUGUCUGUUUCUCCCCUCAUCCAGUCCUCUCCUCCCGAGAGGACCUGAGCGCCCUCAGAGCUGCUGUUGGGUGGUCCUGACCUUCAACCACCAGCCAAGAUGGAAGGGGAGAACGUUUCCAGUAGGAAUCCUGCGGCGUCCCCAAUGGUCCCCUAAUUGCCAGAGCAGCAGGGUCCUACCAGAGGCAAGUCGGGCUAUCCCCACUUUCCUUCUCCUCCUCUCCAGGUCCUGGCACCUCUGCAGGCCCAGUCCGUAGCCCUGCUCGCCCACCAGGGCAGAGAAGGCUCUGUGGGAAAGGUGGCCUUCGAGGUGCGGCUGUGCCCACGUCUGUGUCUGCCCCUUCCCCUGUCUCGCAUCAGGACCCCCUUCCUCUGGGGCAGGCGGGGAGGCCCUGCAUGAUGUGGCCUGGUGUCCUCCUGCCUCUUGGCCUCCAGACCAGUCACAGCUCCAAGCCUUCUGGGGCCACGACUUGGCACUGACCCAACAACAGAAAUUUGGCUUUUUAAAAAUGAAAUGUAAAUCAACCCCGUGAAGGAGGAAUAUUCUUACCACCUUGAGAAUAACAGCGGUGAUAACAAACAAGGUGCUGGCACCC
Messenger RNA from Balaenoptera musculus (blue whale), 3357 nucleotides. RefSeq names its product dopamine receptor D2 (gene DRD2). Gene Ontology annotation, molecular function: dopamine neurotransmitter receptor activity, coupled via Gi/Go; G protein-coupled receptor activity. Gene Ontology annotation, biological process: adenylate cyclase-activating adrenergic receptor signaling pathway; adenylate cyclase-inhibiting dopamine receptor signaling pathway. Gene Ontology annotation, cellular component: glutamatergic synapse; presynaptic membrane. Lineage: Eukaryota; Metazoa; Chordata; Mammalia; Artiodactyla; Balaenopteridae. The coding region runs from base 126 to 1457 and encodes 443 amino acids. The transcript is spliced from 7 exons. The record is from RefSeq and is a predicted model, not a curated record.